Messenger RNA from Peromyscus leucopus (white-footed mouse), 6818 nucleotides. It is a transcript of the gene Abcc9, whose product is annotated as ATP binding cassette subfamily C member 9. Bases 345 to 5072 code for a protein of 1575 amino acids. The transcript has 40 exons. The record is from RefSeq and is a predicted model, not a curated record. Gene Ontology annotation, biological process: transmembrane transport; potassium ion transport. Gene Ontology annotation, cellular component: membrane. Lineage: Eukaryota; Metazoa; Chordata; Mammalia; Rodentia; Cricetidae. Gene Ontology annotation, molecular function: sulfonylurea receptor activity; ABC-type transporter activity; ATP hydrolysis activity.
GCAGUUUCCUGCCUGGGCGCGGCGGUGUCCGCCCCGGCCCGCGGCGCAGCGCAGAGGAGAAAGGCGAUAGGAGGCAGCAGCUGGCCUCCCACCACCCUAAAAAUAAUCCACCCGCCGCGGCCGGCCGACCAGGGAGGAAACCUUGUCAUCCCACGGAGUGCUGGAGCUCCUCGGCUUGCUACAGAGCGAUCACCAACCUCUUUGAGGAGUCACUGGCUGAGUUCGGUGUACUGGUUUGAAAUUUACAUCUUCAGACUGUGGGCAGGCGUUUGGAAGGUAGCGCAAGUGGCCGGUAGGGGGACCGCGUACAGGAGCCAAACUCAAGGCUAAUCAAAUAAGAAGAAAUGAGUCUCUCUUUUUGUGGGAACAACAUCUCCUCAUAUAACAUCUAUUAUGGUGUUCUCCAAAACCCCUGCUUUGUGGAUGCACUCAACCUGGUCCCUCAUGUCUUCCUAUUGUUUAUCACCUUCCCAAUAUUGUUCAUUGGAUGGGGAAGCCAAAGCUCAAAAGUGCAAAUUCAUCACAACACAUGGCUUCAUUUUCCCGGACAUAAUCUGAGAUGGAUUCUGACGUUUGCGCUCCUCUUUGUCCACGUCUGUGAAAUAGCAGAAGGCAUUGUCUCAGACUCGCGGCGGGAGUCCAGGCAUCUCCACCUUUUCAUGCCAGCUGUGAUGGGAUUUGUUGCCACUACAACGUCCAUCGUGUAUUAUCAUAAUAUUGAAACAUCAAACUUCCCCAAGUUACUUUUAGCUUUAUUCCUGUAUUGGGUGAUGGCCUUUAUCACAAAGACCAUAAAGCUGGUCAAAUACUGGCAGUUGGGGUGGGGAGUGUCAGAUCUGCGCUUCUGCAUCACAGGUGUGAUGGUCAUCUUGAAUGGACUGCUGAUGGCUGUGGAGAUCAAUGUCAUCCGGGUCAGAAGAUAUGUUUUCUUCAUGAAUCCUCAGAAAGUGAAGCCUCCAGAAGACCUCCAGGACCUGGGUGUGAGGUUCCUCCAGCCAUUUGUGAAUUUAUUGUCCAAAGCUACAUACUGGUGGAUGAACGCACUGAUCAUAUCUGCUCACAGUAAGCCUAUUGAUCUGAAGGCGAUCGGAAAGUUGCCAAUAGCAAUGAGGGCGGUGACAAAUUACGUUUGCCUGAAGGAAGCCUAUGAAGAGCAAAAGAAAAAAGUUGCAGACCAUCCGAAUCGGACCCCAUCCAUAUGGCUGGCCAUGUACAGAGCUUUCGGGAGACCAAUCUUGCUGAGCAGCACAUUCCGAUACUUGGCUGACUUGCUCGGGUUUGCUGGUCCUCUGUGUAUUUCCAGAAUAGUCCAAUGUGUGAAUGAAAUCAAGAAUGGGACGACUAACAUAACAGGAAAUUCAGAGACACUCUCAUCGAAGGAAUUUCUGGAGAACACCUAUGUGUUGGCAGUCCUGCUCUUCCUGGCCCUUAUCCUGCAAAGGACGUUUUUGCAGGCUUCCUACUAUGUGACCAUAGAGACUGGCAUCAACCUCCGUGGGGCUCUGCUGGCUAUGAUAUACAAUAAAAUCCUUCGGCUCUCUACUUCUAACCUAUCCAUGGGUGAGAUGACCCUGGGACAGAUCAACAACUUGGUUGCCAUAGAAACCAAUCAGCUCAUGUGGUUCUUGUUCCUGUGUCCUAAUCUGUGGGCCAUGCCUGUCCAGAUCAUAAUGGGGGUGAUCCUGCUGUACAAUCUGCUUGGAUUAAGUGCGCUGGUUGGCGCCGGGGUCAUCGUGCUUCUCGCGCCCAUUCAGUACUUCAUCGCCACGAAGCUCGCUGAGGCUCAGAAGAGCACUCUGGAUUAUUCCACCGAGAGGCUGAAGAAGACAAAUGAGAUACUGAAAGGCAUCAAACUCCUCAAGCUGUACGCCUGGGAGCACAUCUUCUGCAAAAGCGUGGAAGAGACGAGAAUGAAGGAGCUCUCCAGCCUCAAAACCUUCGCGCUCUACACGUCACUCUCCAUCUUCAUGAAUGCAGCAAUUCCCAUCGCGGCUGUUCUUGCAACAUUUGUGACACACGCAUAUGUCAGUGGGAACAGCCUGAAGCCCGCAGAGGCCUUUGCCUCUCUGUCUCUCUUCCACAUCCUUGUCACCCCCCUCUUCCUGCUGUCCACAGUGGUCCGGUUUGCGGUCAAAGCCAUCAUCAGAGUGAGUGGCGUCAACAGAAGUGCCAGACCAUUAUAUGUCCCAACUCGGGUUUCCCAGGAACACCGAAAGGCAAUGACAUUCCAGUGUGAUCUGGCUCUCCUGCAUUUGCUUAGUGCUCUGGGAAUCAGUGCCAUCUCAAAUGCAGCUCUGAGCCUCGGCUUCAACUUCUGUCCUUUUCUAUUUGGAACACAGCAAUCAAAACCAAUAAACAGGAAGCAGCCUGGAAGAUACCACCUGGACAGCUAUGAGCAAUCUCGCCGUCUUCGGCCAGCAGAGUCAGAGGAUAUUGCAAUCAAGGUGACAAAUGGAUACUUUUCAUGGGGCAGUGGUUUAGCUACAUUAUCCAAUAUUGACAUUCGAAUUCCAACAGGUCAGUUAACCAUGAUUGUGGGCCAAGUGGGGUGUGGGAAAUCGUCUCUUCUCCUCGCCAUCCUCGGUGAGAUGCAGACCCUGGAAGGGAAAGUUUACUGGAGCAAUGUCAAUGAAUCUGAGCCUUCCUUUGAAGCAACCCGAAGAAGCAGGUAUUCCGUGGCCUAUGCUGCCCAGAAGCCCUGGCUCCUAAAUGCUACGGUCGAGGAGAACAUCACUUUUGGAAGUCCUUUCAACAGACAGAGGUACAAAGCUGUCACUGAUGCCUGCUCUCUUCAGCCAGAUAUUGAUUUGUUACCCUUUGGAGACCAGACUGAAAUUGGAGAGAGGGGCAUCAACCUGAGUGGGGGUCAGAGGCAAAGGAUCUGUGUGGCACGGGCACUCUACCAAAACACUAACAUUGUCUUCUUGGACGACCCAUUCUCUGCCCUGGACAUCCACUUGAGCGAUCACUUGAUGCAAGAAGGAAUUCUCAAGUUUCUCCAAGAUGACAAGAGGACGGUGGUUCUCGUGACUCACAAGUUGCAGUACCUGACACACGCUGACUGGAUCAUAGCCAUGAAGGAUGGGAGUGUGUUAAGAGAAGGGACCUUGAAAGACAUUCAGACCAAAGAUGUGGAGCUUUAUGAACACUGGAAAACUCUCAUGAAUCGACAGGAUCAAGAAUUAGAAAAGGACAUGGAAGCAGACCAAACAACGUUAGAGAGGAAGACACUCCGAAGAGCCAUGUAUUCAAGAGAGGCCAAAGCGCAGAUGGAGGAUGAAGAUGAAGAGGAAGAAGAGGAGGAAGAUGAGGAUGAUAACAUGUCAACUGUAAUGAGGCUCAGGACGAAGAUGCCCUGGAAAACCUGUUGGUGGUACCUCACCUCAGGAGGGUUUUUCUUGCUCUUCCUCAUGAUCUUCUCUAAGCUUUUGAAGCACUCAGUGAUUGUGGCUAUAGACUACUGGCUGGCUACAUGGACAUCCGAGUACAGUAUAAACCACAGUGGGAAAGCUGACCAGACGUUCUACGUGGCUGGGUUCAGCAUUCUCUGCGGAGCUGGCAUCUUCCUUUGCCUGGUCACCUCCCUCACUGUAGAAUGGAUGGGCCUCACAGCUGCCAAGAACCUCCACCACAACCUCCUGAAUAAGAUAAUUCUUGGGCCAAUAAGGUUCUUUGAUACCACACCCCUGGGACUGAUUCUCAACCGGUUUUCUGCUGAUACUAAUAUCAUUGACCAGCACAUCCCUCCAACCUUGGAGUCGCUGACCCGCUCCACUCUGCUCUGCUUGUCCGCUAUCGGGAUGAUCUCCUACGCGACACCCGUGUUCCUGGUCGCCCUUGUGCCCCUUGGCGUUGCCUUUUAUUUCAUCCAGAAGUACUUCCGAGUCGCUUCUAAGGAUCUCCAGGAACUUGAUGACAGCACCCAGCUCCCCCUGCUUUGCCACUUCUCAGAAACAGCUGAAGGGCUCACUACCAUCCGGGCCUUCAGGCAUGAAACCAGAUUCAAGCAACGCAUGCUGGAGCUGACAGACACGAACAACAUUGCCUACUUAUUUCUCUCGGCUGCCAACAGAUGGCUGGAGGUCAGGACGGACUACCUUGGAGCUUGCAUUGUCCUCACAGCAUCCAUCGCAUCCAUUCGUGAAUCUUCCAGUUCUGGACUAGUGGGUUUGGGUCUUCUGUAUGCCCUCACGAUAACCAAUUAUUUGAAUUGGGUUGUGAGGAACUUGGCUGACUUGGAGGUCCAGAUGGGUGCAGUGAAGAAAGUGAACAGUUUCUUGACUAUGGAGUCCGAGAACUAUGAAGGCACCAUGGAUCCCUCUCAAGUCCCAGAACAUUGGCCACAGGAAGGCGAGAUCAAGAUUCAUGAUCUCUGUGUCAGAUAUGAAAAUAAUCUGAAGCCCGUUCUGAAACACGUCAAGGCUUACAUCAAACCUGGGCAGAAGGUGGGCAUCUGUGGUCGAACUGGCAGUGGGAAGUCAUCCUUAUCUCUGGCGUUCUUCAGAAUGGUCGACAUAUUUGAUGGAAAGAUAGUCAUUGAUGGGAUAGACAUUUCCAAACUGCCCCUGCACACACUGCGCUCUAGACUGUCCAUCAUUCUCCAGGACCCGAUCCUGUUCAGUGGCUCUAUCCGGUUUAACUUGGACCCUGAGUGCAAGUGCACGGAUGACAGGCUCUGGGAGGCUCUAGAAAUUGCCCAGCUGAAGAAUAUGGUGAAAUCUCUGCCGGGAGGUUUAGAUGCCACUGUCACUGAAGGUGGGGAGAACUUCAGCGUCGGGCAGAGGCAGCUGUUCUGCUUGGCCAGGGCCUUCGUGAGAAAGAGCAGCAUACUCAUCAUGGACGAGGCCACAGCCUCCAUUGACAUGGCCACGGAAAACAUUUUGCAGAAAGUAGUAAUGACAGCCUUUGCGGACCGCACAGUCGUGACCAUAGCUCACCGAGUUCACACCAUUCUGACUGCAGACCUGGUCAUCGUGAUGAAGCGAGGGAACAUUUUGGAAUAUGACACUCCAGAAAGCCUCUUGGCCCAGGAAGAUGGAGUGUUUGCCUCAUUCGUUCGUGCCGACAUGUGAAGGGAUGCCUUGCAGUCCUACCUGGAUUGAAAUGCCUGCCGUCAGCACACCCAAGGAGCUUCACCUUGGCCUUCACAGGGCGGCACCAUAAACUUCAGCAGAUUUUUGUAUGAAAGUUGAGGUUUCUGUUUCCUGUUUUGGUUUAACAGUUUCCUGAGAGACACUUCUUGUAGGUUCAUCAUUGGGUUAUUUUUCUAAUGAUCAGGCCGGGUUAGAAUAGCAGGCUAUGUUAAAACACGCAAGUAAAUCAGUUUGAGUUAAGUCCGGUCAAUGCCUGUCAAACACGGGGGUUGAAAUGAGUAAUCUGCGUUACCACACUCUCCCCGGGAGGGCUGACCUUGCCUUGCUGUUGGGACGCCCAUGUAGGAAGAGAGUAAAAGAAAUUCAUUUUCUAACGAAAUACUAAAGUUCAUGAUCUACCUUAGGAGAAUAUUUUUAUGCUUUUUUUUACUUUUCCCCUUUUUAAUAAUUUCUUGUCACCAAGAAUUAUGCAUUUUUAGUACCUCUGUAAAGCCAACCUCUUACGAGAGAAAGAUUGUGACAUGAGGUUGAAUAUUUGAAAACAUUGUACCUGUUUCCACUUUCCUCUGUCCAAUAAGAGAAAGUUCAAGUUAGGUUCAGUCCUCUAGCAAUAGGACAGUUAAGCUUUCUGGAGUUUAAUUCUUUAUCAGCAAGGUAAUGAUUCUGAACCCUGAAGUGCUACAUUAUAUAUAGAAUAUAGGUAAAUGGCCUUAUCCAUCACACACACACACACACACACACACACACACACACACACACAUUCAUGCCACAUCUUAGCUGUAUGUUAAUCUUGGCAAGUGCACAUUCCUCAAGGGUACCAAAUAUUCCCUACAAUAUAUUUCUGUGGGAGGGUUACAUAAAUAGUGAGUUUUUACUUCUACUUGGCAGAUUUCACCUGUAGACAUUGAUGAAAUACAUGUGACCAUUUGUCCUGUUCUAAUUUUAGUGCACAAGAGUGUACCAGAAAUCUGUAGGGUAUAAGUGUCCUGUUUCACUUACAUACUAGUUAAUAAAGUCAAACUUACUGAACAUUAGCUUCCCUGUUAUCCUAGCUACCACAGUUUCUGUAACUCUUGCCCACCUGAUACAAGCAUUGCUGAGUUUCAUAUAAGGGUUUUCACACAUUGUAAGAUCUCAAAGACACAUAAUUGAUGGGGAAUGCAUUUGUCUCAAGACUUAAAAUUCUUGUGGAUCAGGAUAUAUCCAGAUGUCUUCAUAGAUACAGAACCAUAGUGUAAGAAGUUCAUAAUGAUGGACAAAAAUGGUUCGGAUUACUUUGCUUAAACCACCAGCUCUUGUCCCACAUAUAAGACUUCAUUAGGAGAAAAUAAUAGUAUUAUCUGCAAAAAACCAGUAGAUCACAGUCAUUAUCGAUAAAUUCAAUCUCAAAAGUGCUUCAUAAAAAUUGACUAAUCUACUAAAAUACUGCUCGUUUGAACAAUUCUGUUGGGGCUGAAUAUCCAUGAUGUUUGUUACCAAGUCACACCUUCUUCUUGCACAGAAAGGUUUGCUAUAGACAUGGCCCCUUCUGGUGUAAAACUACACUAUCCUGCACACAAGUGAGCAUCUACAGGUUACUCUUUACUACUCCUUGUUAUGUUUAUUCUAUUUAUUCUCAGUAUAUUAAAUUUGUUUAUUAUGUACACUGUAAGUUUACUCUCUAUAGUACAUGAGAACAUAUUGGCUUAUCUUACAUAAUAAACUAGUCUUUUGUUUACUCAAUUA